This is a messenger RNA of Thrips palmi, 1954 nucleotides long. RefSeq names its product vacuolar protein sorting-associated protein 21 (gene RabX1). Gene Ontology annotation, molecular function: GTP binding; GTPase activity. Bases 144 to 809 code for a protein of 221 amino acids. Lineage: Eukaryota; Metazoa; Arthropoda; Insecta; Thysanoptera; Thripidae. The transcript has 5 exons. The record is from RefSeq and is a predicted model, not a curated record.
AGACGGCAACAAGAAUGCUUCUCUAGAACUAGAUGACCUCCGGCUAGCGUCCGGUAGUUUUAAUCAUAAGUAGAGUAGUAAACUUCAGUCUAUUUUGUCGGACAUAACGUGAUUACGUACAGGCCAUUGACACCGAUAUUAAAAUGAGGACUAUCGAAGGGAAAAUAGUUGUCCUGGGAUCACAAGGUGUAGGAAAGACCAGUAUGGUGGUUCGUUACAUUGGGAAAAUGUUCAGCCACCACAUCAGUCCGACAAUUGGUGCAUCUUUCUUUACUUGUAAAAUAAAUAUUGACGAAACAAGAGUGAAGCUCCAGGUAUGGGAUACAGCUGGCCAAGAGAGAUUCAGGUCUAUGGCGCCCAUGUAUUAUCGCAAUGCAAAUGCAGCAUUGCUUGUCUUUGACAUCACCCAAUACCAUACAUUCACUGCCAUAAAAAACUGGGUCAAAGAAUUACAAAGAAAUGUUGAAGAACCUAUGGUCCUUGCGCUUGUUGGGAACAAAACUGAUCUUGUAAAUCAGCGUAAAGUUCUGCGAGAGGAGGCCCAUCAGUAUGCUGUUUCUAUUGGUGGAACAUACUUUGAAACAUCAGCAUUGCAAGAUGAAGGUAUUGAAGAGGUUUUCCUUAACUCUGCCAUUGGCAUGAUAAAGUUAAGUGAAGACAGCCAGUGCACUAGCUUGCGAGUGUAUGAUUCCUCAGAUACCAGCAGCCCUACAGCCAUACUGCAGCCUCCCCCUCCUUUGACUUCGGCAGUGCAGCUUGAUAAAGGACCAACGCAAGGAGAGCAAGAGAGAGUGCUGGCCUGCUGCUGAAUGUAUUCCCGCCAUCACUGAAGGACCGCCCAAAAGACAUUCAUUCUUGAAAUUUGAAAAGAGAAAUAUGAGGAAUCAUGUGAAAUGGUAAUGACAAUGUUUUUAAUGUCUCUUCCCUGCUUUAUAUUUAAGGUUCAUAUGUAUUGCACCUUAGAUCUGAUAUGUCUGAGGUUUUCAGCCUAUAUUUUUUUGAGAUUACCAGCAAGCUUUCUAGAAAGAAAACUCAAAUCAGUAUUCUUAGGUCACAAAUUUGAUGGUGAUUAUUUUCUCAUGUGUUUUGGACCUGUGUUAUCAUUAGGGUUUGUUUUUAUUUUGACUCAACAUAUCUGAAAUGAUAAAUUAGUUGGAUGUUCCAUAUUACAAGAAUAUGAUGAGUGGACCAAAAUUAGUACUUAUUAAGAUGUUUUAUCAUUAUUAAUCAAUGAUUUCUAUUCAAGUUAGAGUAAAACUUUUGAGCUUUAUAUCAAAUGUAACCGCAAUUUAUCUCUGUUAGUCAUGAUUUAAUUUUAUUCAUGUAUAUUUUAUAGUAUGUGUACUAGGGUUUUUUGUGCCAUUUUGAAAGUGUGGUGGUGUGUGUUAAGACUGACAAAUUUUAUUCAUGAGGAGUUGCGAACGCCCCAAGAACAUGGAAUUAAAAAGGUGCCAAAUGUGUCUUACUCUGACAUACCUGUCGGUCUAUGGGACAUAUGAUAAGAUUCAAAGAAUGUUUUUGAGCAGUGUUGUUGCAUUCAGUAGAACAAAAUAUUAAUUUUGAGUGCCUUAAAAUGAUAAGUUCUUGGUAGAAUGAGGAAUAUGGAUUGUGUGGUAACAUUUUUAUUGAGGAGAAAAAUUGGGCCCAAUAUUACUGACGUCACAUGUUUCUUGCCAAUUGUUUUUAUUAUUAUUUUUAAUUUGUCUUGUCGUAACUUUGUGAAACUUACAAGUAGUUCAUAAUUUCCAUCUUUUAACAUUCCAUUUUGUGUUACUGCUGCUAGGCUUUUUCUGCUGUUGUUCCACUUCCAUUUUAAUGUUUUAUAGUCAGUAUUGAAUGUGCCAAUGUGCUUUUACUUUAUUCUUUCCCGUCCUUGUUCGAUUUUCACUUUAACCCAACCCUUUGUGAUACUGUGUCCUUACCUGUCUGAAAUAAAGUGAGCUUUAAAACACAA